Molecule: messenger RNA, 1896 nt
Organism: Aphanomyces astaci
Lineage: Eukaryota; Oomycota; Saprolegniomycetes; Saprolegniales; Verrucalvaceae
Exons: 5
Coding region: 1-1896 (631 amino acids)
Cellular component (GO): nucleus
Molecular function (GO): protein binding
Source: RefSeq, a predicted model, not a curated record
AUGGAUGACUGCAAGAACUACGUCGUGACGGCGCAGAAGCCCACAAGCGUCACACAUUCCUGCGUGGGGAACUUCACGGGCAGCGGAGACACCAACUUGAUCCUGGGGAAGGGCACGCGGGUGGAAAUCCACCUUCUCACGGCGGAAGGAUUGACGCCGCUGCAUGAUGUGGCGAUCUACGGUCGCAUUACGAUCUUGGAGCUGUUCCGACCACCAUCGUCCUCGGUCGAUCUCCUCUUCUUGUGCACGCAGAGAUACCAAUUUUGCGUGUUGGAGUAUAACAAAGCGACGAAAACAGUCGUGACCAAGGCGCAUGGCAACAUCCGCGACAGCGUUGGACGCAUGAGUGAAGUCAUCACGGGCGGCAACAUCGACCCCGAGGGCCGCCUCCUUGGCAUGAACCUCUACGAAGGGUACUUCAAAGUCAUUCCCAUGGACGGCCACGGCAAGCUGUCGGACACGUUCAACAUCCGACUGGACGAACUGCGCGUGAUCGACGUCAAGUUCCUCUACGGGUGUUCCAAGCCCACGAUUUGCGUGCUGUACGAGGACCACCGCGCCGCGCGCCAUGUCAAGACGUAUGUGAUCUUGACCAAGGAGAAAGAGUUCGCCGACGGUCCAUGGAGCCAAAGCCACGUGGAAGCCGGCGCGUCGCUCCUGAUCCCGGUGCCGACGCCCUUUGGCGGGGUGCUCAUUGUGAGCCAGCAAAUGAUCGUAUACCACAACGGCAGCACAUGUCACGCCAUCCCUAUGCAAAGCACAGUCAUUCAAGUGUACGGUCAAGUGGACGGGUCGCGCUUCCUGCUGGCAGAUCAGUUUGGGUUGCUCCAAGUGGUCGUGCUCCAGCACACGGGCAAGGACGUGACUGGCCUCUCCCUCGAUGUAUUGGGCGAAACCUCGAUCGCGUCGACGCUGUCAUACUUGGACAAUGGGGUAUUGUUUGUCGGGAGUGCGUUUGGCGACUCGCAAUUGGUCAAGCUCCACCCGUCGCGCGAUGUGUCGACGGGAACUUACCUGGAAGUGCUCGACAGCUACGUAAACGUGGGGCCGAUUGUGGACUUUGUCGUGAUGGAUUUAGACCGCCAAGGCCAGGGCCAGGUUGUUACAUGCAGCGGCGCGUACAAGGACGGGUCGCUUCGCAUCGUCCGCAACGGCAUCGGCAUCAACGAGCUCGCCGCGGCCGAGCUUCCUGGCAUCAAGGGCAUGUGGCCGCUACGCCCGACGUUUGCGAGCCAACAGGACACGCUGCUUGUGCAGAGCUUUGUGAACGAAGUGCGCGUACUGGGGUUUGCAACUUCAGACAACGACGAGGUCGAGCUAGCCGAGCAGGACGUACCUGGCCUAGCUAACACAAAGACACUGAUCUGCCGCAACGUGGUGGGGGAUCUCUGGCUCCAGGUCACCGAGCACCAAGUUGGGCUAGUGUCUGCUGCGACGCUGCAACGUGUGGCCAGCUGGAGCCCGCCGUCGGCGCAGCGCAUCACCGUGGCCGCCGCCAACCCGACGCAGGUGGUGGUCGCCUUGUCGGGCGGCGUGCUCGUGUACUUUGACAUUUCAAACGUCGUCCUCAGCACCACCCUCGUCGCGACGGCGCAGACGAAACUUCCGCAUGAGAUUGCAUGCCUCGACAUCACGCCGCUGGUCGACUCGAAACCCGCCGCCGCCGACGACGACGCGCACUGGGAGACCCGCGCACGGUCGACGACCCGAUGCGUCGUCGGGUUGUGGUCCGACCUGUCCGUGUCCAUCUACCGCCUGCCGGACCUGCGCCUGGACACGACGGUGCUUUUGGGUGGCGAUGUGCUGCCCCGAUCGCUCCUGUCCAUCCGUUUCGACGACCAGCCGUACGUGUUGGUGGGCAUGGGCGACGUUUGGGCGCCCAGCCCAUCCUAUUGA